This is a messenger RNA of Hemicordylus capensis (graceful crag lizard), 3198 nucleotides long. RefSeq names its product neuraminidase 1 (gene NEU1). Bases 1525 to 2643 code for a protein of 372 amino acids. Lineage: Eukaryota; Metazoa; Chordata; Lepidosauria; Squamata; Cordylidae. The transcript is spliced from 6 exons. Gene Ontology annotation, biological process: ganglioside catabolic process; oligosaccharide catabolic process. Gene Ontology annotation, cellular component: lysosome; membrane; cytoplasm. The record is from RefSeq and is a predicted model, not a curated record. Gene Ontology annotation, molecular function: exo-alpha-sialidase activity.
GGCCUGUGGUUACCCUCAAUCUGUUCAGGCCACGAUCCUGGCGUCCAGGAGGCCUUCCACGGUCAGAGUCUAUCAAUCGACCUGGAAGAUCUUCUCAAGAUGGUGCAGUGCUCAGGGUGCAUCACCGAAAUCCGCCUCUGUAGGCCUGGUUUUGCGCUUCCUCCAGCAAGGCCUGGACAAAGGGCUCCGCCCUAAUACCCUGCGUCGUCAGCUCUUUGCCAUUUCUUCUGUGAUACCUCUGAAGGGCUCUUCGCUGGCUCAGCAUCCUCAUGUGCGAAGGUUCCUCAAGGGGGCCACGGUUAUUAAUCCUCCCCCAGUUCAUAGGUUCCCUACCUGGGACCUUAAUCUGGUCCUGAGAGCCCUUACCAAGGCUCCAUUCGAACCUCUGAGGUCAAUUUCUUUACGCCUUUUAUCCCUUAAGGUUUUAUUUCUGGUCGCCGUGACUUCUGCAAGGAGGGUUUCGGACCUUCGUUCUCUGUCUGCGCGUAAGGAAUUGUGCCUCGUUUACCCGGAUUAUGUGCUACUCCGCACAGAUCCUUCCUUCAUCCCUAAAGUGAACUCUGUGUUUCACAGGGCUCAGGAGAUCAUGCUGCCCUCCUUCUGUCCUAACCCCUCCUCUCCCAAGGAGCGGGAGUGGCAUAAGCUGGACGUGCGCAGGGCAGUGAGGAUCUACCUACGGCGCACCAAGUCCUUUUGGGUUUCGGACUCCCUCUUUGUUUCGUUUCAGGAGGGUUCCUUGGGAAAACAGGUUUCCACUACUACCUUGUCGCUCUGGAUUUGCCAGUGCAUUAGAUUGGCAUACAUCAGUUCAGCAACUCCAGUCCCAGAGGGGAUUACUGCGCAUUCCACCAGGAGCGCAGCCUCUACAGCUGCCUUCGCUACCUUGGCUCCCCUGGUUGACAUUUGCCGUGCUGCCACUUGGGCCUCUAGUUCCACCUUCGUGAGGCAUUAUAAGAUCCACGAUUGGACCUCAGCAGACGCGGCCUUUGGGAGAAGAGUAUUGCAGCAGGUGGUUUCUCCCUGAGCCAGACCUCAAAGCUCCCACCCGGUAUAUCAGGGGCUUUGGUAGGUCCCAUCCUAGCUGCGGAUGCAACCCUCCUCUGAAGGAAAAUGAAGCAUUGGCGCUUACCUGAAAGAUCAUUUUCUUCAGAGGUACAGGUUGCAUCCGCCCCCACCCGCUUUGUCUUUUGUCUGGGCUGUUUAACCUGCUGUCCUGUUAUCCACCUUCCCACCUGUUUCCUAUGUAUCUGUGGGGCGGUUUCGCUCUGGGGUGGCUGGUACCCCUUGCAGGGGUUGAGUUGGUCAUGCCGAGUUCUUUUCAGCUGUUCUCGCUGGGUUUUUUCUGCCUGACUAUCUGUUUAUUACUCCUUUUACCUUGAAUUCUGACUUGGUUUCUCUGGAGCAGUGCUAGAGCUGGCUAUGAACUGGAGAUCAGGGGAUUGCCCCUCCCUCCUGCUGUGAGCUGAAGCUCUUGAUUGGCCCUGUCUAGGAGCAGGAGGUCGAGACAACCCAUCCUAGCUGCGGAUGCAACCCGUACCUCUGAAGAAAAUGAUCUUUCAGGUUAAGCCCAUCAUCACCAUGGAGCAGUUGCUAUGGGUGAACGGCAGCGUGAUUGGAGAGGUGAACACAUUCCGGGUCCCUCUCAUUGCAGCGACGCGUCAGGGCACCCUCUUGGCCUUCUCUGAAGCCAGAAAACACUCUUCCUCGGACUCCGGAGCUAAAUUCAUAGCCAUGCGCAGGUCGCUGGACAAAGGUGCUACUUGGAGUCCAACGUCAUUCAUUGUUGACGACAGUUCCCUGACAGAUGGCCUCAACCUUGGGGCUGUGGUGGUGGAUUCAGAAAAGGACAUGGUGUUCCUGAUAUACACUCUCUGCGCCCACUACAACCAAUGCCUCACUGCCAGCGUCAUGAUCAUCCGCAGCCAUAACGAUGGAGUCACAUGGAGUGUCCCUCGGAAUCUCUCUGAAGAGGUUGGCACAACCAUGUUUUCCCCUGGGCCAGGCUACGGCAUUCAGAAACACUAUAAGCCCAAUAAGGGCCGUUUGAUUGUUUGCGGUCAUGGAACAAUCGAACGGGAUGGGAUCUCAUGCCUCCUUAGCGAUGACCACGGCUUGAACUGGAGGUAUGGGAGACAGCCCCUGCUCGGGAUCCCUUAUGGCGAGAAGAAAAUUUUCAAUGACUUCAACCCCGAUGAAUGCCAGCCCUACGAAUUGCCAGAUGGAUCUGUGGUGAUUAACGCCAGGAACCAGAACUUCUAUCACUGCAGUUGCCGCAUUGUAGUGCAUAGCUAUGAUGCCUGUGACACCCUCCCGCUGGAGAACGUGACCUUGGACAAGACUUUGGUGGAUCCAGCAGUGGCUGCAGGCGCGCUUGUCAAAUCUGGCCUCGUCUUUUUCAGCAACCCAGCCCACAAGACAAAGCGCGUGAACAUGACCCUGCGCUGGAGUUUCACCAACGGCUUGACGUGGUGGGGAAAGCCCCUGCAGAUCUGGAGCCGUGCUAGUGGCUACUCCUGCAUGACAGCAUUGGAUGGGACAGCCCCGGAGGACACUCACAGCCUCUUUGUCAUUUACGAGAAGGGGGUGUACAGUUCCCUGGAGAGCAUCUCGGUGGCCAAGAUUAGCAUCAACGGGAGGCUCUGACCAUGCUUUUGUCCUCUGCCGACUCCUUCCCUUGGUGCCUUGAAUCACUCAGGUGACUGUGGGGCCAGGACUGUGGGGCCAGGACAGAUGGGAUUUUGCAAUAAGCUGGGGAGAAAUCAGCAAAGCUGGCGGAGGUGGAGAGGGCAAAGGGUUGUGACUGAAGGGCAUUGGCAGAGUUUGAGAGAGUCCAGGCAGCAAUAAGAGGGGACCGAGGGGACUGUGAACCUGUCCUCCACUCAUGCCUUUACUCCCUAUAGGCCUUCCCAGGGGGCAGUCUGAGCCCAAGCCUUUCCCUCUGCCAUUUCCCCCACGAUGAUCCUGGAGCUGCCGAUCUACCUCGGAAGCACUCCUGACUUUAGAUGCUGCUAUUGAAUUUCUGAAGUGGAUUGGUGGGGGUGGGGGUGAGAGAGAGAGACUGAGAAAUGGAAGGAAGGAAGCCAGCUGACAACAAGCAAAUGGUUGCCCAGUUUGGAUUUGCUUCUUAUCUGGAGAAUCAAAAUGGAAAAAAAGAAAACGGUUAGAUUUGUAAUGAAUAAAUUAAUUAAUGCACCUUUA